Theileria orientalis strain Shintoku is the source of this 1065-nucleotide messenger RNA. RefSeq lists its product as uncharacterized. The transcript has 4 exons. Bases 1 to 1065 code for a protein of 354 amino acids. The record is from RefSeq and is a predicted model, not a curated record. NCBI's taxonomy places the organism in Eukaryota, Apicomplexa, Aconoidasida, Piroplasmida, Theileriidae.
AUGGAGUCUGGAUCUCCCACGGACGAACUCGACACACCUAACUCAUUGAGAAAACGGCAGUUGAUUAGGAGUGAUUCCAACUAUACUCAAAGUGAAAAUUCACAAUCUGAUGACAAUGAAUCCGCAUAUGAACCUAGCCCUAAGCACCAUUCAGUUCAGCACCCUACGAUAAUCAUUCCCGUCGGAAAUCGGUUAGACUCCGGGCGUAUAAACAGACAGUUGCAACAGAACACGAGCCCGUACAAUAAUUUUCAAAACCCGUCAAUCGACAUACCGGCGUUUGACCAGGAGCUGCUUCAAACGGAUUAUAUGUCACAGAACAUAUUUGACCAGGGCGACAACCAGUCGGUCCGCUCGGAUGCGAGAGACGACUGCCAAAUCGUCAACAUUGUGCACAGCAGCUGCUCAAACAACAGCUCCGUCACAGUGGAUUCGCUCAACAGAUUCAACAUGUUUUCAUCACAAAACGGAUCAACCUCAGAUCCCAUACUUGUCGAAGACUCAGCGAACACGUCCCUGGACGGCACAAAUCAUGACCCCAACGCAAACGGACUUACGAACAGCAACUGUGAAUCAAACGACGUGGAAAUCGCAGCAGACACUUCAACCCAGAACUCAUCCACCAACUUAUCGACGGCCAAUUUAAUCAACGCUUCUGACAACAGGGAGCAGGACAACGACGACUGCAUCAUGGGACCCAUACACUGGUCAAACAAAAGACCGGCCUUAUAUCCUUUGGACUACUACAGGGCGAACAGGAACUUCUCAAACGCCUACAAGUUCCUGGACACUGAGAGGCCUGCGGAGCUAAACAGCCUCGACGACAUAGAGUUCCUGUUCAAGUGCCCGAUUUGCUACUCGACCAUCACGAGGCUGCGUUCAGGCAAGGUGCCGAACGAGAACGACAAGGUGAUUUACUCCACCAAGUGCGGUCACCUGUUCUGCUACGAGUGCAUCGAAAACAAAGGAGUGCUCGAUAUGCCGGAAGCCAGUCAGGGACAAGUACCAGUACCACGUCGUGUUUCCGUGAAGCGCCAAGCUUUCAACUGCACUUACACACUUUAA